GUUCCGAUGGGCGGGGUCACACAGCGGGCAAGAUGGCGGCGGUGAGUGCUGAUCCUGACUGGGAGCGGUGGUGAGACCGGCGAUUUCCAGCAGUCGGGCGAUGAGCUGGAAAGGGAGGAACAACUCGGGCCGGUGACACUUUCACAAGCACAGUACAUAAAGCAGAGCCUGCCGGCUUUGAAUCAAAAGACAGCUCAAAAUGGAACAUAAGAAGAAUGAGAGUUUUGUCCCGACCAUUACCGAACUGGAAGGAUUUCUCACUGAACACAACUCCAAUGUUGUCUGGUUACUUGUGGCUACCAUCUUGUCCUGUGGAUGGAUAAUCUAUCUAACUUACUACAACUCACGGAAUGUUGGUCUUAUUCUAACACUGGUGCUGAAUAGAUUGUACAAACAUGGAUACAUACACAUUGGGUCGUUUUCUUUCUCCGUCCUUUCUGGAAAGAUCAUGUUGCGUGAAAUCUAUUAUAUUACUGAAGACAUGUCAAUCAGGAUACAAGAUGGCUUCAUCAUUUUUCGUUGGUGGAAAAUGUACAACCCAAAGCAAAAACAACACGAUCCAAAAGCAGAAACAAGACUUUACAUUACAGUCAAUGACUUUGAGUUCCAUGUUUACAACCGCUCAGAUCUUUAUGGCCACCUCCAAGAAGUUUUUGGGUUAGAUCCAACAAUAUUUCCUCCUCGGAAAGAAGACGAUAAGGUUCGAGAGAAUGGAAGAGAAAAGGCACAGUCUGAACUUGAGCGAAUAAAAAGCAAAACAGAGUCUCCCGACCCAUCAUCAUCUUGGCGGUCUCUAAUACCAGUUAUCAAAGUCAACAUCAGCACUGGACGUUUGGCAUUUGGAAAUCAUUACCAGCCGCAAACUUUGUGUGUGAAUUUCGAUGAUGCAUUCCUUACAUAUGCAACAAAGCCUCCAUCAAGUCAUCUAGAUCAGUUCAUGCAUAUAUUGAAAGGCAAAUUGGAGAAUGUGAGAGUCAUGCUCGUCCCCAGCCCCAGAUAUGUAGGCCUACAAAAUGAUGAACCUCCUAGGCUCAUGGGAGAAGGUUUCGUGGUUAUGCAAUCUAAUGAUGUUGACAUCUACUACUACAUGGAUGAACCAGGGCUUGUUCCAGAGGAUCCAGGAGAAAAUAUUGAGGAAGAAUCUAAUUCAGAAGAUGCAAAGUUACAAGACCUACCUCCUUGCUGGGGCUUAGACAUUGUAUGUGGAAAAGGAACAGACUUCAACUAUGGACCUUGGGCUGAUCGGCAAAGAGAAUGUUUGUGGAAAUUCUUCUUUCCUCCGGAUUAUCAAAUGAUGAAAGUUUCAGAAAUUGCCCAGCCUGGAAAACUGAGACAAAUUCAGGCCUUUGAAUUAAGGAUGAACAUAAUUGCAAAUGCGACCAUUGACCUCCUUUUUACCAAAAACAGGGAAACAAAUGCCGUUCAUGUAAAUGUGUGGGCAGGAUCUUAUUUGGAAGUGAAUAUCCCUAUGACAGUUUCGGAAAAUGGCUAUUCUCCAACUAUUAAGGGUCAGCUGUUACAUGUUGACACUACAACAAGCAUGCAGUUCCGGACUCUCCUAGAAGCAGAAAUGAUAGCUUUUCAUAUAAACGCCAGCUAUCCUCGGAUCUGGAAUAUGCCCCAAACAUGGCAAUGUGAACUAGAGGUUUACAAGACAACCUAUCACUUUAUCUUUGCACAGAAGAACUUCUUCACGGAUCUGAUUCAGGAUUGGUCAAGUGACAGUGCACCCGAUCUGUUCUCUUUUGUUCCUUAUACCUGGAAUUUAAAGAUAAUGUUUCAUCAAUUUGAAAUGAUCUGGGCAGCUAACCAACACAACUGGAUAGAUUGCUCAACCAAGCAGCAGGAAAAUGUGUAUCUUGCAGCCUGCGGAGAAACAUUAAACAUUGAUUUUGCUCUCCCAUUUACUGACUUUGUACCUACUACAUGCAAUACAAGAUUUUCUCUUCGGGGAGGCGAUGUUGACCUUCAUUUGUACCUCCCAGACUGCCAUCCCAGUAAAUACUCACUUCUUACCUUGAUGAAAGACUGCCAUCUGAACAAAAACAGCCCUGAUUCGUGCAAUCCAGCUGAAAACCACAGUGCUCAAAAAACUUGCAAACCAAAAUGGAGAAACGUGACAAAGUCAGGUGCUAGUUGGAUUGAAUGCUGGACAGUUCCUUCUGUGGUGCUAAACAUUGAUUAUACCUGGCAUCCAAUCUAUCCUCAAAAGGCAGAUGAACAGCUCAAACAGUCAUUGUCAGAAAUAGAGGAAUCUAUGCUGUCCAUGUUGAGGCCAUGUCAAAGAACAUCAGACAGAGUAUCAACUCCCACAGCUUCCAGCAGGCCUAUGGUGGAUCCCUCAGAGCUGCCACCAGACAAACUGCAUGUAGAACUGGAGCUUUCUCCUGACUCCCAAGUUAUUUUCUAUGGACCUUUGCUCAAGGCAUUUGUUUCAAUAAAGGAAAACUACUUUGGAGAGGACGAUAUGUACACAGAUUUUGAAGAAGUUAUCUCCAGUCCAGUGCUCUCAUUGUCCACUUCUUCCAGCUCUGGAUGGACUGCAGUGGGAAUGGAAAAUGACAAGAAAGACCAUGAUCCAACAUCUAAAUCUGUCCAUAUACUUGCUCUGCGACCAUGGGACAUCACUGUAUUGGUUAAUUUGUUCAAGAUCCAUGCAAAGCUUCCAGUGCACGGUGGCAAUGAUGGACCUGAGUGCCCAACUGUUUUUCUGGAGAGACUUUGCUUUGAGAUGAAAAAAACAUACAGAGAGACAUUUCUUCAGCUUGUGCUUUCCCCUUUACACAUAUUUGUAAAUGACAACUACCAGCGGCCAACAAUGGAUGGAAUGCUUCGAGAAGGCCACAUCAGCCUGUCUGGUUGUCAGCUCCGAGCACAUGCAAUGUUUUCUGCAGAAGGACUACCUCUGGGCACAGAUAUCCUGGAGUAUGCAUGGCUGAUAGACGUGCAGGCUGGUUCUCUCACAGCAAUGGUCACUACUCCACAGCUGGCGUGCUUGCUGGACUGGGGGCAGACCUUUGUAUUCCACGUCAUGUGCAAUGAGUUCCAGCUGGAGAGGCCAAAAUCUGUGGUAAUAUGCCAGCACGGUAUCGACCGGCGAAUUUGUGAUUCAAAGCUGAGUUGUCAUCCUGGACCAUGCCUCCCUGCAGAUGACCUAAAAUACAGGAUGACGCGUUUGGCAGUUGAUGGAGCAGAUCUCUACAUUGUGGAACACGGAUGUGCUACAAAUAUUAAGAUGGGUGCUAUCCGACUUGCAAAUUGCAACCUCCAUAACCAGGCUGUGGGUGAGGGCAUUAGCGCAGCCAUCCAGGAUCUGCAACUGAGACAAUACAUUGAGCAGAUGGACAGCAGCAGACUGGGGCUUCAGCCUACAGUUUUGCGCAGAGCAUACUGGCUGGAAACAGGAUCUCUUAGUUUAGGGCUCAUCACAGCUGAUAUAGCCCUGGCUGCAGAUCAUUCUUCCAAGCAUGAGGUUCAAAGGCAGUUUUUGGAAACACAUGAUAAUAGAACCAAACGGCUUUGGUUCCUGUGGCCUGAUGAUGCUGUGAAAAACAAAAGAAGCCGUAAUAAGUGUGGCUGCCUGGGAGGCUGCAGGUUCUUUGGUGGUACAGCAACAGGUCUAGAUUUUUUCCGAUUGGAAGAGCUGACUCCUUCAAGCAGCUCAGCCUACUCCAACAUGAGUUCAGAGUCGGACAUGUUUUAUGGGCAGUCCUUGCUGCAGCCUAGUGAAUGGAUAAUAACCAAGGAAGCUCCAAAAGUAGAAGGUAAGAAUAAUGGCAUCAGAAAGAAAGAGUGGGACCCGAGGUCUGUGUCAAUAGAGACUGAGAAGAAAGCCCAGCAUCUGAGUCUGCAGGUCCCAUUGCGUUCUCACAGUUCAUCAUCGUCUGAGGAGAAUAGUAGCUGCAGUGCUGCUCUUCCUCUACUGGCUGGGGAAAAGGACAGUCCUCCUUCUGUCAAUGAGGAAUCUAUUGGACAAAUCGAAUUCCCACCUAGAGCGAAGUCACAGGAAUCCCAUGGAAGUGUUCCAGUUGAAGCUUCAGCAAGCAGUCCUGUAUCCCCAAUCUCUCAGGAUAAAGUUGUCCAUUCUCCUCUCCGAUCUCCUCUAAAGCGUCAGGCAUCUGUAUGUUCGACUCGUCUUGGAAGCACAAAAAGUCUCUCUGCUGCUUUCUAUGGAGACAAGCCACCUGUCCCUGUUGGAGUUCAGUUCAGUAGUGAUGUCUCCCGUAGUGAUGAAAAUGUUCUGGACUCUCCAAAACAGAGGAGAAGCUUUGGGUCCUUUCCAUACACUCCAUCUGCAGAUUCAACUUCAUUCCACCAAUAUCGUUCAAUGGACUCUAGUAUGUCUAUGGCUGAUAGUGAAGCUUACUUUUCUGCUGCAGAAGAGUUUGAACCUAUCAGCAGUGACGAAGGCCCAGGAACGUAUCCAGGGAGAAAAAGACGGAAAAAACAAACACAGACAAUUGAUUACAGUAGGGGCUCAAUUUAUCACAGCGUUGAAGGUCCUUUGACUGGAACAACUCAAGGAGAAACUAGACUAGACCCAAGGACGCUGCCAAUCAGAACUCAUGCAUCUCAAGCCUCAUUUGUUUCUGCUUUGGGAGGGGAAGAAGAAACUCUUGAACAUUUAUAUGCUAUGGAGGCUGAAAAACCUGCCGAAAAUGAACAAAAUGAUCAGCAGCCCUUAAUGUCCUGCUAUCAGAAUUAUUUGAGCCAAUUCCAGGUUUUCAAUUGGUCAGUAAAACACCCAACUAAUAAACGGACUUCGAAAUCUUCAUUGCAUCGUCCUCUGGACCUUGACACUCCAACCAGUGAAGAGAGUUCCACGUCAUAUGACCAGCUUUGUGUUCCCACCUUCAAGGUUGUAAAACAAGGCCUUUCAGCAAACGCUUUGCUUGAUCGAGGGAUGCAACUUAUGGGGUCCUGCUCCAGCACACCAUACACUCCCUUGGAGAAGAAAUCUGUUGAGAAUACAGAUGAUGAGACACUAACAGAAGAGUGGACCAUGGACCAACCUCUUUCGCAUACACGGACAACAGCAAUAGUGGAAGUGAAGGGAACCGUGGAUGUGGUCCUCAGCCCUCUGGUAGCAGAAGCCUUAGACAGGUACAUAGAGGCAAUGGUGCAUUUUACCAGUACUCGACAUCCAGCUACAAUUGUAGAUGACUUGCAUGCAAAGGUGCUAGCUGAAGCCGUGCAGAAUAGCAAGACUGCUUUCUCAGAAAAUGCUUCUAAGCAGGAUAAUAAAUUAUCCAAGCCAGAAAAUCCUGUUACUGGAGGCACAAACACAGGACAGACUCAAACUAAGCCUGUGCUAAAACAGGAUAAUGUGAAAAUAAAAGGGCUUCAAGCUAAUGUUACAGUGCCCAAGGUGAAUUUGUGUCUGUUGCAAGCAUCUGUGGAGGGAACUUCUAACAACUCUUUAAAUAAAAGUGUGACCCAUGUCUCUUUAAUUGCGCUUUGCUUUGAUAGAAUUGCAACUCAAGUCCGUAUGAAUAGAGGAGUGGUAGAAGAAACUCCAAAUAAUGCCGACCCUAGCAGACCAUCAGUAAACUUUGAGAAGUAUGCUAAUGCCAGUAAGAUGCAACCACAGUCCUCUGGAUCUUUGAGGUCAAAUGCAGGAGCUGAGAAGGGAAAAGAGAUAGCUGCCAAGUUAAACAUUCAUCGUGUUCAUGGUCAACUCAGAGGACUUGAUACAUCAGAUAUUGGGACAUGUGCAAUCACCACUAUACCCUUCGAGAAAUCAAAGGUUCUUUUCACUCUGGAGGAAUUAGAUGAUUUCACGUUCGUAGAUGAAACAGAGCAGCCACCAGCUACUGACGUCACAAAAAUUGGGCCAAGCCAAGAGAAGUGGGGCUGGAUAAUGUUUGAAUGUGGAAUUGAAAAUCUGACUAUUAAAGGUGGGAGGCAGUCGGGGGCCAUAUUAUACAAUUCUUUUGGCAUGAUGGGAAAAUCUAACACCACUGAACACAGCGGACUGCUAAAAUCUAAUGACUCUUCAGAUUCACCAACUGGCAGUGGCUACAGUACUGAUGUGUCUGAUGAUAAUAUUCCGUGUGAUGGCAUGAGUCCAUCAUCAGACAUUAAUGGAAACUCUGUAUCUGAUGAGCAGGAUGAAGGUGUUGAAUCUGAUGACCUAAAGAAAGAUCUUCCAUUAAUGCCACCUCCUCCAGAUUCAAGUAGUAUGAAGCUUACUAUUAAGGAGAUUUGGUUCAGUUUUGCAGCUCCCACAAAUGUCCGAUCUCCAGCUCUUACUUUCUCCAGGCAAUUGAACCUCCUUAGUACCGCAACUCCAGCAGUCGGUGCGUGGCUGGUUCCUAUAGACCAGCUGAAAUCAUCCUUAAACAAACUGGAGACUGAAGGAACUUUGAGAGUUUGUGCAGUAAUGGGGUGCAUUAUGACUGAAGCUUUAGAGAAUAAAAGCCUUCACUUUCCAUUAAGGAGUAAAUACAACAGACUCACUAAGCAAGCAUGGUUUGUGCAAGAAAACCCAUCCUGCCUUCUGUGUAACUUGCUCCAUCACUACUUACAUCAAGCAAAUUACUCGGUCAUUGAAGACGCUACUUUGAGUGAUGGUCUCCCUGCACUGGUAACAUUGAAAAAAGGACUUGUCGCUCUGGCAAGGCAGUGGAUGAAUUUUAUUGUUGUUACACCAGCAUUCAAAGGCGUGCGGCUGCUUAGGCCAACACAACCACUUAAGACCCAAAGCUCAAUGAGGCAUGAUGAGGAUAAUUUAAACGUGGCAGAAAAUGGAGGUCUACAGAGCGAUACCAGUGCAGACGGCGCAGAGUUUGAAUUUGAUGCAGCUACAAUCAGUGAGCAUACCAUGCUGCUAGAGGGGUCAAAUACCCGCCCUCCCCCGACUGGUGUGUCCUCUGGUCCUGUAAGUGGGGCUGAAAUUAUGAGGAAGUUAUCAAAGUCAAACGCACACAGUGAAUCUGCUCUGAAAAUUAAAGGAGUACAUCCAUACCAGUCUCUGAGUUACACCAGUGGAGAUACAGCAAAUGAUUCUCCUGCCCACGUGAGUCGCCCUGGAAUGCCAGUUAAAGAAAGUCCCAGGAAAGAAAGCCUCCUGAGUUACCUGACUGGGAGCUUUCCCAGUCUACACAAUCUCCUAGAAGGCACACCUCAACGGAAUGCUGUUACUGCUAAAAGCAGCUCUCUCACAAGGACAGGGAAUCCUGUGGCCACAGAAAUGUUAUCAGAACACCCUUUGUUGUCUGAACCAUCCUCUGUGAGCUUCUAUAACUGGAUGUCUAAUGCAGUGGGUAAUAGAGGCAUUGUGGUACAAGAGUCUCCCAUGAUCAAGUCUGGACACAACAGCCUUCCAACAGGUACUGUGCAUAAUCUACCUACAAUUCCAUCUGCAUCAGACUUCAACACUGUACUGUCCAGUGAACAGAACACCCUGGAUGGGACCCAUUCUCAGCACAGUAGUAGCCAAGAGGAUAUAGCAGGAAUUGAAGAGGGAAAUCCGGGUUUUCCUGCAGUUCAGCUUGCAGAUGCACAGGUGGUGUUUAAACCUCUACUGAGCCAUACCGGAAUCCAAGCUCAAGAUGUUGUUCCUCUCAGCUACAGAAUGUAUUUUGGGGAACAUCUGUCUUUCUCUGGCACAUUGGAUUGUCUUAGAGCUGACAUUGUUGAUUCAGACACAUCAAAAGAGAGGAGAAGUAAAAGAGCCAGAAGACAAGGAGCCAUUAAUGUUCCUCCACUUGAAUUUAAACCAGCUUUGAUGUUGGAAACAUUUAGUAUUAAUGCAGUCAUAAUGGAGAAGUCAAUGUGCACACCACAAAACUCCACCAGUGCGCUAUCUUUCCAUGAUCUGAGCAAGCGAUACUACAACACCUUUCACUGCAAUUUCACCGUCUCUUGUCAGUCAAUAAGUCAGCACGUAGACAUGGCAUUAGUCCGUUUAAUACAUCAAUUCAGCACAAUGAUUGAUGACAUAAAGGCAACUCAAACGGACAUAAAACUUAGCAGGUAUACAGCUGGAUCAGCAUCUCCAACACCUACCUUUAAAACAAGAAAGCACAGAGAUUUCCGUUCCUCGGAUUUCAGCCGUAGUUCUCGGGGAAGUUUGAAUGGAGGUGGAAGAGUAAAUAAUAUGAAGAACAAGAGAGCCAACAAUGAAAACAGUAAAAAGGAGUCUCGGAACAAGAAUUCCCUUGGGAGAUCAGAAAGACGAACAUCUAAGGUUUCUCGCAAGGGUUCUAAAGAUGCAGUAGACCACAUGGCCAUUCAUAUGGAUGACUCUGAUUCCAUAACUGUUUCUGAACAAAGUGAGCCGUCUGCAGAGUGCUGGCAGAACAUGUAUAAAUUGCUAAACUUCUACUCUCUUAUAUCUGAUCCAACUGGCUUUCUGGAAAAAUCAUCAGAACCAUUUGGCCCUACAGGUGGUAGGAGUCCUCCAGAGCCUGUGUGCAAGGUGGUGUUUGAGAAUGAACAGGAUAGCAACAGCCUGAACAGAAAUCAGAGAAAACGCAGCCUUGUGGUGACGGAGCCACAACACGUGACCCUGAUAGUGUUUGGAAUUGGCAUGGUAAAUCGCACUCAUCUAGAAGCUGAUAUCGGUGGACUUACUAUGGAGUCUGAGCUCAAGAGGAUACAUGGAAGUUUUACUCUAAAAGAAAAAAUGAAAGAUGUUUUGCACCAAAAAAUGACUGAAACUUGCGCAACAGCCCAUAUCGGAGGUGUAAAUAUUGUUCUUCUGGAAGGCAUUACUCCAAAUAUUCAACUGGAGGAUUUCCCCACAUCUCCAACAAGCACAGCAAAACAAGAGUUUCUGACUGUGGUAAAAUGCAGCAUUGCCAAAUCUCAGGCUCUCUACAGUGCCCAGAGGGGCUUAAAGACGAGCAAUGCAGCAGUGUUCAAAGUUGGAGCCAUUAGCAUCAACAUACCUCAGCAUCCAGCUACUCUGCACAGUAUGAUGGUUCGAAGCUCACAUCAACUCUCAAAGCAGAUCUCAGACCUCAUCAGGCAGCCAUCUACAGUGGUGCCACCUCCAAGAGAGGACAUUGCAACUCCAUUGCUGUCUGAAAAGACUCCUACAAGUGUGAAUCAAACUCCUAUUGAGACCAAUGAGUUUCCCCAGCUUCCUGAAGGCCUUGAAAAGAAACCCAUUGUCUUGAAGUUCAGUGCUAUGUUGGAUGGAAUUGCCAUUGGAGCAGCACUGCUGCCAUCUCUAAAAGCAGAAUACAAGAUGGGAAGGAUGAAAAGCCAUGGAAUGACUGGUGCCCAGACAAGGUUUACAUUUGAGUUGCCAAACCACCGAUUAAGAUUUACUUCAAAAGUCUCCUCAACAGACAUGUCAACAAUUCCCCCCUCAGCCAGCCUUAACCUUCCUCCUGUCACCAUGUCUGGAAAAUACAUCAUGGAAGAGCAUGAUAAUUGUUCAGACCAGGCAUGGAGUAUGGAUGACCUUGUUACAAAGCAGGGUUACUAUCUACAGGGAAACUACCUGCGUUGUGUUGCUGAGGUUGGGUCAUUUGAACAUAAUCUAACUACUGAUCUACUAAACCACUUGGUAUUUGUCCAGAAAGUCUUUAUGAAGGAGGUCAAUGAAGUUAUACAGAAAGUUUCAGGUGGGGAGCAGCCAAUUCCUCUUUGGAAUGAACAUGAUGGCACAACAGAUGGAGACAAACCCAAAGCUCUUCUUUAUUCCUUAAGCCUGAGAUUUAAGGGAAUCCAAGUGACAGCUACAACUCCAUCCAUGAGAGCCGUCAGAUUUGAGACUGGACUGAUAGAAUUGGAACUCUCUAAUAGAGUCCAAACGAAAGCAAUGCCUAGUAGCAGCAGCAGCUAUCUGAAACUUUUUGGAAAAUGUCAAGUCGAUUUGAACUUGGCUCUUGGGCAGAUCGUAAAACAUCAGGUUUAUGAAGAGGCGGGAUCUGAUUUUCACCAAGUGGCUUAUUUUAAAACCAGACUCGGUUUGCGUAACGCUCUCCAGGAAGAAAUCAGUGGCUCGUCCGGCAGGGAGGCUGUACUCAUUACUCUGAGCAGGCCCAUCGUCUAUGCACAGCCUGUAGCCUUUGACAGAGCUGUGCUGUUUUGGCUAAACUACAAGGCAGCUUAUGAUAACUGGAAUGAGCAGAGGCUGGCAUUAAACAAAGAUAUCCACAUGGCUACAAAGGAAGUGGUUGACAUGCUUCCCGGUAUCCAGCAAACCUCUGCCCAGGCUCUUGGGACCCUUUUCCUACAGCUUACUGUGAAUGACCUGGGUAUAUGUUUGCCAAUAACCAAUACUCUCCAGGCUAACCACACUGCUGAUUUUGAUACUGGUUCUGCUUUAGUACUGACCAUUGAGAGUACUUUGAUCACUGCCUGCUCAUCUGAGUCUCUAGUAAGCAAGGGCCACUUCAAGAACUUCUGUAUACGCUUUGCUGAUGGAUUUGAAACCACCUGGGAUGAUUGGAAGCCGGAAGUGAGGACCGAUCUCGUCAUGAAUGCCUGUGUAGUUCCAGAUGGAACAUAUGAAGUGUGCUCUAGAACAACAGGACAGGCUUCUGCAGAAAGCAGCAGUGCAGGAACAUGGACACUCAAUGUGUUAUGGAAGAUGUGUGGUAUUGAUGUACACAUGGACCCUAAUAUAGGGAAAAGGCUUAAUGCCCUGGGUAAUACUCUAACCACACUCACUGGGGAAGAAGAUAUAGAUGACAUUGCUGACUUGAACUCUGUAAACAUGGCUGACAUUUCAGAUGAGGAUGAAGUUGACAGCAUGUCUCCCACUGUCCAUGCAAGUUCAGAAGCAGUUUUUGUAAAUGGAGAAGGACCCAAGCCCACCUUUGGUCAGAGGCUUGUAAAUCAUCUACUUGGCUUGAAGCCCAAACGUCAGCGUUACUCAGUCCCUGCCGAGUAUCUUACUGGUUCAGAAAUGUUUGACUCUCGUUCCUCUGUCAGGUCCCAUGCCACCGCAAGCAGGUCACGCUCUUGGGCAAAUGAGACUAUGGACUACAGGCGCACAGGGCCACUUGGAAGCCAGAGUGUUGACCCCAGAGGAAGGAAAUUUGUAAAGCGUCUUGUUGAUAUAAGAGAACUCAAUGAACAAGCUAAAGUGAUUGAUGAUCUCAAGAAACUUGGAGCAAGCGAAGGAACCAUCAAUCAGGAAAUUCAACGUUAUCAGCACCUGGAAUCUGUAGCUGUGAAUGAUAUUCGGAGGGACGUGCGUAAAAAGCUGCGCAGAUCUAGCAUGAGAGCAGCUUCCUUAAAGGAUAAGUGGGGCCUGGGAUAUAAACCAAGCUACAACCGUUCCAAAAGUAUUACUGCCACAGGACGACCACCACUGAAGCGCACAGAGAGAGCCAGUUCAAGGUUAGAUGGCGAAGAACUUCCUGAAAUACGGAUCGAGGCAGCUUCUCCUGCUGGUCCUAGAGUCACUUUCAACAUUCAGGACAGUUUGAAUAACACAGUUUUAGGAUUAAAUCGUCUAUCUGGCUCUUCUUGGGAGGAAGGGUACUUCCAGUUCCCGGAGGAAGCAGAUGGUGAUCUUUUACCACAUACAAUCGAUGGUCCAUCCCAUUACUCAUCCAUUAGUGAAGGUUCACAUUCUGUGUUCAGUUCCCCUAGAACCCCACAAGUCUUUUCACCAAGCAUUCCCUUCCAGACUGAAGAGGGCAAGAGAGAAGACAGUUCCUCCUCAUCCUCAGAUGAUUCAGAGAAGGAGGAAGAGCAUGACAGGGAGAAGCUGUUUAUUUAUCGGAAACCACAACACAGCACUCGUAAAAGAUCUUCAGGUUUUGCCGCAGUCCACCAACUCUUCACAGAACGCUGGCCCACUACACCAUCAAACCGGAAUGUGUCUAAUGCAGCCACUGAACGGAACAUAGACUUUGAGCUUGAUAUUAGAGUGGAAAUUGAUUCUGGGAAAUGUGUUUUACACCCAACAACGCUUCAGCAAGAACAUGACGAUAUUAGCUUAAGAAGAAGCUAUGACCGGAGUUCUAGAAGUCUUGAUCAAGAUUCUCCUUCUAAAAAGAAAAAAUUUCAAACUAACUAUGCAUCAACUACUCACUUACUAGCUGGAAAAAAAGUGCCAUCAUCACUGCAAACAAAACCAAGUGACUUGGAAACCACUGUUUUUUAUAUUCCUGGGGUUGAUGUCAAGCUACACUACAAUUCCAAAACUUUAAAGACGGAGUCGCCAAAUGCCUCAAGAGGAUCAUCUUUGCCAAGAACCCUUUCUAAAGAGUCCAAGCUGUAUGGUAUGAAAGAUACUGCCACAUCUCCUAUAUAUAGCUCUGUCCACAGCAAGACUAACACAUUGCUACCUCCCCAGUCCCCACCUAUCCCUUCAGCCAAAGGAAAGGGAAGCGGCGUUAAGACUGCUAAAUUGUAUGCCUGGGUGGCUCUUCAGUCCCUUCCAGAAGAAAUGGUUAUCAGUCCGAACCUGCUGGACUUUCUAGAGAAAGCACUGGAAACCAUUCCAAUAACUCCUAUGGAAAGGAAUUAUGCAGCAGUGAGCUCUCAGGAUGAAGAUAUUGGACAGUUUGACCUGCAGGACCCACUAGAAGAGUCAACAACUUCGUUAGUUUCUUCAUCAACAUCAGCCUAUUCCUCAUUCCCUGUUGACGUGGUUGUGUAUGUAAGAGUUCAGCCCUCCCAGAUCAAGUUCAGCUGCCUGCCUGUGUCGCGGGUUGAGUGUAUGCUAAAGUUGCCCUCUCUGGAUUUGGUAUUCUCUUCCAACAGGAGUGAACUAGAAACCCUUGCUGGUGCACAUCCCUCUGAUUCUACUUCUGUUAAUCUGUCAAUGCCAAGUGGAUCAAAAGCAAACUUAAACAAAUCUGGAAUGACAGGGCCUUCACCAGGACUUGGCAGCCCACUUGGAAGGACAAGGCACAGCAGUAGUCAGUCAGACCUAACCAGUUCUAGCAGCAACUCUUCAGGCCUUAGUUUUACUGCGUGCAUGUCUGAUUUCUCGUUGUAUGUGUUUCACCCCUAUGGAGCUGGGAAACAGAAAUCUGCAGUCUCUGGUCUCACUCCUGGUUCAAGUGGCCUAGGUAAUGUAGAUGAAGAGCCCACAUCAGUGACAGGCCGUAAAGAUUCCCUCAGUAUUAAUCUAGAGUUUGUCAAAGUAAGUUUGUCCAGGAUGAGACGUUCUGGUGGAGCAUCCUUUUUCGAAAGUGUGUCUGCUACCAAAACUGCAAGCAAAAUGGAUACCACACUUAUCAACAUCUCGGCUGUCUGUGACAUCGGCUCUGCUUCCUUCAAAUAUGACAUGCGUCGCCUUAGUGAAAUAUUGGCCUUCCCAAGGGCAUGGUAUCGGAGAAGCAUUGCUCGACGUCUAUUCCUUGGAGAUCAAACAAUAAAUUUGCCUGUGUCAGGACCUGGAACUCCUGAUUCCGUAGAAGGGGUGAACCAACACCUGUCUCCUGAAUCUUCUCGUAAGGCGUAUUGUAGGACAUGGGAGCAACCUACUCAAUCAACCUCAUUCACACACGUAGGGCAGUCUCCCAAUGUUUUCAGUGAACACAUGCCAAAUAGUAGCAUGUCCCCAGGAGCAGCCACUCACUCUUUGAAAUCUCCAGCUGCGACAAGAUCAAGGAGUGUAUCAGAUUCCUCUGUGCCGCGAAGAGAUUCAGUCACAAAAACUGCAACACAGUCAUUCAGCAAAGCAGCUAAACCUUCCAGCCAGCAAGGGUCUCCAUGGGAAACAUUGGUUGUGUUUGCAAUUAAUUUGAAACAGCUAAAUGUCCAGAUGAAUAUGAGCAAUGUUAUGGGAAACACAACGUGGACCACAAGUGGGCUUAAAAGCCAAGGUCGUCUUUCAGUGGGAAGUAAUCGAGAUAGAGAGAUUGGCAUGUCCGUCGGACUGGGCAGAUCUCAGCUUGACUCUAGAGGUGGAGUUGUUGGUGGAACAAUAGAUGUAAAUACCUUAGAAAUGGUUGCUCAUAUUUCAGAACACCCCAAUCAGCAACCUAGCCACAAAAUCCAGAUUACAAUGGGUUCUACUGAAGCACGUGUUGACUAUAUGGGAUCCAGUAUUCUUAUGGGGAUCUUUAGUAAUGCAGAUCUGAAGUUGCAGGAUGAAUGGAAUGUCAAUCUAUACACUCCACUAGAUACAAGCAUUUCUGAUAAAAGUGUCAUUUUCAUCCAUGGAGACUUGCAGUGGGACAUAUUUCAGGUUAUGAUCUCCAGGUCAACUACUCCAGACCUCAUUAAAAUUGGGAUGAAGUUACAAGAAUUUUUCACUCAACAGUUUGAUACAAGCAAACGUGCUUUGUCCACCUGGGGCCCAGUACCAUAUCUUCCACCAAAGACUGUAGUUACAAAUGUGGAGAAGACCUCACGUGAGCAAUUGCUAGAUGCUGCUCACCAUCGACAUUGGCCUGGAGUGCUCAAGAUAAUAUCAGGAUCUCACUUAUCAUUGUUCCAGAUACCAUUACCAGAAGAUACUGUUCAGUUAGGAGGCUCCAUGAGUCUACAUGGAAACCAUAUGACAUUAGCUUGUUUCCAUGGACCCAAUUUCCGUUCAAAAUCUUGGGCAUUAUUCCACUUAGAAGAGCCAAAUAUUGCUUUUUGGACAGAGGCACAGAAAAUAAUUGAAGAAGGAUCAAACGACCACUCUACAUACAUUGUUCAAACACUAGACUUUCACCUGGGACACAACACAAUGGUCACCAAGCCAUGUGGUGCCUUGGAGAGUCCAAUGGCAACAAUUACGAAAAUAACUCGAAGACGCCAUGAAAACCCACCACAUGGAGUAGCGAGUGUAAAGGAAUGGUUCAACUAUGUCACAGCUAUGAGGAAUGAAGAACUUAACUUGCUUCGGAAUGUUGAUGCAAAUAAUCCAGAGAGCAGCACAGCAGUAAAAAACUCAAGCUUGUUAAGUGGCUUCCAGGGAGGGUCCAGUUAUAACCAUGAAACUGAAACCAUCUUUGCUCUACCAAGGAUGCAGCUCGACUUCAAAUCUAUACAUGUUCAAGAGCCACAGGAACCAACAUUGCAGGAUCUCGACAGCAAACCAAAUGUGGAGUGCAGUGUGGUAACUGAGUUUACUGAUCAUAUCUGCGUGACCAUGGAUGCUGAACUUAUCAUAUUUUUACACGAUCUGGUAUCUGCUUAUCUAAAGGAGAAAGAAAAAGUUAUAUUUCCACCUCGUAUUUUGACAACACGCUCAGGACAGAAAAGCCCAGUAAUACAGAUUGAUAAAAACACUUCUGAUAAGGAAAAAGAGGAGAACACUAAUUACACUUACGUGGACUGGAGGGAAUUUAUGUGCAAUACAUGGCACCUUGAGCCAACACUCAGACUAAUUUCAUGGACUGGAAGAAAAAUUGAUCCAGUGGGAGUUGAUUAUAUUCUUCAAAAGUUAGGAUUUCACCAUGCCAGGACCACUAUACCAAAAUGGCUUCAGCGUGGAGUGAUGGACCCUUUGGAUAAGGUUUUGUCUGUCCUUAUCAAGAAACUUGGUUCUGCUUUGCAGGAUGAAAAAGAAAAAAAAGGAAAGGACAAAGAAGAGCACUGAACACCUGAAAGAAACGAACAAAAUGUCAACCUAGAGACCAAUUACACAAAGUUACAUGUGUUUCUAUUUUACAGUGGAAAUGUCUUAACUGUUGCUCUUGGAUUUGACAGGUCUAACCCCUUUGUAUUUUUAUUUUAUUUUUUUAUCGCUUCCAUCCCUAUGAUUUGUGUUAGGUGCCUUUCUUCUUGUGAUCACUCCACUGGCCCUUUUUUUUUUGUAAAAAUAUUGUAAUGUGGCAUGCAUUUGCAAUCUGCACAUCAGUGAGUGGACCAUGGCCAUUUCUUGCCUUUGCAAAUGGUCUGGUGUCUGAGCUGUACAUUGGAAAACAAGUCUCAGGGAUGAGAGCAGGUUAUAUAAUGAGUUCGGUUUUCUGGUUUACCAUGGUGCUUGCUACCAUUCCACAGUGGAUAAAAGCAAUGCAUGAUUAUGUAUAUUUUGGUCUGCAAAUAGGGUUUCUACACUGUAAUAUCCCCAGGGCUAUUGGCAUCAUUACAUUUUAUUAUGUGCAAUAUGUUUUUGUUUGUUAUAACUGUAAAAUAUUAACUGUGAAUUUUAUUUCCAUUUUGGCUGUUGUUGGUCUUAAUAAACUUGUUGACAAUGUGAA
Messenger RNA from Pelobates fuscus (common spadefoot toad), 16061 nucleotides. RefSeq names its product bridge-like lipid transfer protein family member 1 (gene BLTP1). Gene Ontology annotation, biological process: synaptic vesicle endocytosis. The coding region runs from base 200 to 15457 and encodes 5085 amino acids. The transcript has 87 exons. NCBI's taxonomy places the organism in Eukaryota, Metazoa, Chordata, Amphibia, Anura, Pelobatidae. The record is from RefSeq and is a predicted model, not a curated record.